AACGGAGCACCAGUCAGAAAAGAGAGCAAGCUCGAGGGCGGCGCGUCGUCCUCAGCUGCCGACAGAACGAACCACCGUCGUAUUUGCCGACCGGCCGGCCAGCUGUUGGAAGCUGUGAGCAACCCGGGGAGACAACGAAUCGGAGCUGAGCCGAGAGAGAGGGAGGGAGGGGAUGGGGAACCCGAAGCAGAAGUGGACGGCGGAGGAAGAGGAAGCUCUCCGGGCCGGCGUCGCCAAGCACGGGACGGGCAAGUGGAAGGACAUUCAGCGAGAUCCCGAGUUCAACCAGUUCCUCUUCUCUCGCUCCAACAUUGAUCUCAAGGAUAAAUGGCGGAAUAUGAUUGGAGGUGGCAGUGGGCAAGGUGCAAGGGAUAAAUCACGGGUUCUCAAGACAAAAGCCACCCAGGAUGUUCCAUCCACUGCUGCCGUUCAGGCUCCUAGUGUACCAGUUCAGGAUGAUGCAUCGGCUGAUGCAACUGUUGAUGGUCCUUCAAAAGCCUUAGACGACGGAAAAAGUGCUCCAAGGUACAAUGCGAUGAUAUUUGAAGCACUUUCAGCCUUGAAAGAGCCCAAUGGCUCAGAUAUUGGUGCAAUUUUCAACUAUCUUGAGCGGAGGCAUGAGUUGCAGCCAAACUUUAGGAGGUUGUUAAGCUCAAGAUUAAGAAGGCUCGUUGGACAAGACAAAUUAGAAAAGGUCCAAAAUGGCUACAAGCUAAAGGAGGAAACUGGUGUAGAGACGAAAAUGCCUGCUCCUUUGAGAGAGAAAGACAUUCGACCCAGGCAGCUCCCGCCCCCCACCACCACCACCACCACUGCAAAUGUAAACUUUGGCGAAACAAUAGAAGAUGCGGCUGUCGCAGCUGCAUACAAGAUCGCUGAAGCAGAGAACAAGGCCUUUGUGGCUGCGGAAGCGGUCAAGGAGGCUGAGAGGGUCUCAAAGAUGGCAGAAGAUGCAGAUUCGAUGCUCCUUUUGGCCCGGGAGGUUUUAGAACGAUGCUUGGGAGAUGAGCUUGUGCUCGUGGCAUGAAGGCUGAAUAGUUUCCAAGAAAAAGGAACUGGGUAAGGCUUCACCUUGUAUAUAAAUACAUAGGUUAACUCUAGUUUUCCAGUUCUUUUGUACCGUGGGACAUGUAGCAAUAAGGUUGGCUCGAUUUUUGUACUAAAAAAUCACUGAAUGAAACCACUCUAUUUUGAGGGAAGAGACAGCUUUAUUCUCUGUAACCUUAAUCAUUCAAGUACAUUGUGCCUUAGAUUGUGGAAAAUGUAUUAACAUAUUUCAGUUAGUUGUCAUCUUCACACGUCAAGAAGAGAUUGCAGUUGGUCA
This is a messenger RNA of Punica granatum (pomegranate), 1324 nucleotides long. Lineage: Eukaryota; Viridiplantae; Streptophyta; Magnoliopsida; Myrtales; Lythraceae. The record is from RefSeq and is a predicted model, not a curated record.